This is a messenger RNA of Athene cunicularia (burrowing owl), 2653 nucleotides long. It is a transcript of the gene RWDD2A, whose product is annotated as RWD domain containing 2A. The record is from RefSeq and is a predicted model, not a curated record. NCBI's taxonomy places the organism in Eukaryota, Metazoa, Chordata, Aves, Strigiformes, Strigidae. Gene Ontology annotation, molecular function: protein binding. The transcript is spliced from 2 exons. The coding region runs from base 110 to 985 and encodes 291 amino acids.
CCAGGCAGCUGAGCUCAGCGCGGUCGCGCGGCGUGUGCUAAACCUGCGUGUUAAACCCCGGGGUUUGACUCCAGGCUUCUUGUUCUAGGUGUGUGCAGAGUACAGUGCAAUGGCUGUCGCAGUAAAAGAAUGCCUGGAGCUCCAGCUGCUGGAAGUGGAAAUGCUCCUUUCAAUGUUUCCCAAAAAAGGUGAAAUAAAUCUGGAUGAGGAUGCUGUGCCCAGCGUGCAGCGCUACCUGAGAAAUACUGAUGGAGCUCUGCCCCCGCAGCUCGAAUAUUCAAUCGCUAUUGAUGUAGGGGAGGCAAAGGUGAAAGUGGAAUUGCAGGUACUGCUGCCUCAUAUGUAUCCUCAGGUAGCUCCUGAGCUUUUUGCAAGGUCAAACGCACUGCACAGACAGCAACAGUUGCAGCUCAACACUGCUCUCACUUCUCACAUCAGCUCUCUGGAUUCAGGUGAACUGUGUAUAUAUGAAGCUGUGCAAUGGGUGAAAGACAACAGCCUGCCUUACUUGGAAAACGGUCAGAUCUGUUCUGAAAGUGCUUCAGAAGAAGCUGUAGUUAAAGAAACAUUGCAUCGCAUGUGGAUCUACAGCCAUCAUAUAUAUAGGCAGGAAUUGAGGAAGAAGAUUUUUGACUGUGCAAAGAAAUUAAAUCUGACUGGCUUCUGCCUAACAGGGAAACCUGGUGUCAUCUGUGUGGAGGGACUCCGAGAAAACUGUGAGGAGUUCUGGCGUGUUAUUAGGUAUCCCAACUGGAAGCAUAUUUCAUGCAAGCAUGUGGAGAAUAUAGAAACAGAAGGAAAUGUCGAUAAUCUUCGUCUCUUUCAUGCUUUUGAAGACCUACAGUUUCAGGCACAUGGUGAUUAUGGCCUGAGGAAUGACUAUCACAUGGAUCUUGGCCAGUUCCUGGAAUUCCUGAAACAGCAUCAAAGUGGACAUAUUUUUCAGAUUUUAUUUGGUGUGGAAGGCAAACUUUCAGACAAAUAAGAGAAACUGUGUAAGGAGUUCUCAUUUUGGACAGCAAGAGAUGACACUAACAUUGAAUAUUGUGCCUUGUAGCUACUGUGAAAAGGGAACUUUUAACAUAUGACAAGAAUGGUUCAAGUAGCUAAUCUUAGGUUCUGUUCUGAACUGCCACAUAUUUUUGAGAGGCGUUUACUUAUUUUCUGAGACACUAAAAUUGGCGUUUGUCACUACGAGCCAUGCUUCAAAGUGCUUGCAAGAUGAUACACAUCCCACACCAUAGUAUCCCGAAUUACACACUUCUGUCUCCUCAUCUAUACUGUGCUGUGGGUCACUAAGCUGCAGCACAGACCUUUAGUUAACUUCUGCAUACAGCUGUGGGAUACCAAAGUGGCUGCAGUCACAGAUUAAUGUAGUUUCUAAUACAAAAGCACACCCAGAUCAAGGAAAUCUCCCCACUACAUUCAGGAGUUAGUGUAUGCAGUGCUUUUCACUGCUUCACAAAGCAACUGCUCUCACUUGAUUGAAUUAAUCCAUGAAAUGCAGAGACUUGUGUGUCCAACCACAGGACCAAGUUUUGUUUUUAAAUAAAGGGCAGGGGGGAGGAGAAAGAAGCCCCAUCCACUGUAUGCUUUGGGUAGUACCUAUACAAUUAUAUUGUCAGUACUACAAUUUUUGCAGUCCUCUAUCAUCUCAUUACUGUCUGGUUAUGUUAAUAGUAACUUUUCAGCUGCUCAACUCAUGGCAUUUUAUAUUUACAUUGUUAGGCCAAGCGCCCUGGAAAUUAAAAUGUGUAAGAUGACACAAAGUUUAGUGUUUCCUCUGGUUUUCCCCUAUGUUACUAUAAGGAAAUGCAUGUAAAAUACAGAAAAAUGGAAAAACUGUAUUUUAAAUAAAAAUAAUUUUAUCAGUCUUUUCUGUGUCAGAUUAGUACUGAGAAACAAUUUUCCAGCAGCUUGUAACAGGAAGUGAUAUUAAUGGCUCAUUAGGCGGCGCUUCCCUGCAGGGUCAUGUGCUGAGUGUAUAUUUAGGUCGUGAAUUGCAAUUCAGUCGUCCAGUUUAUAAUGGAUUAUCAUAUUUAAAGUCAUCAAUAUAAUGUGUAGAUGAAGACUGCAAAGUCCCCAGUAGCUGUGCUCUCAGAACCAGCAGUUUACCACCUUCCACUUUGUCACUGAGCACCCUAAUACGAAAACUGGAACCAAGCAAAUAAAGCAGUCUUACUGUUGAGCUGGAGAGGUUUGGCUGUUGGAAUCCAAAAACGAGGCCAUUUCAACAGCAGCUAUUUAAAGACUGUGUUUUAGUACACCCAGCUGACAACUACAAAAAUAACAGAUAUUAUUUCAAAUAAAACACAAGUGUUUUAAUACUCUUCUCAUAAUAGUAAUAUAUUGAAAUACAGAGGAUGGCAGUGUUUCUGGUUGCCCAGAAUGAUGAUAAACACACAUUCCUUCACUAUGGUAAGUAUAUUGUUUGUAUGAUCCUAACUGUGGCCAGAAGCACAGUAGGGCACAAAAUGCUGACAGGUUCCCAUUAUGCAAUGAAGGAGAAAGUGCCUCUCCUCUUUCUGAAUGCAGAACUUGCAGUCUGCAGCUGUGGCAGAACUGAGGGGCUGGGCAAGUAAAGUUAAUUUUUGGUUUUGUAAAGAUAAUCUCUACAGCAUGAUAGUAGAAAAAAAGUUUAUGUUCACUUUGU